AUGACCACAUUGUUGGAACGGUCCAUGAGAACCACCCUCACCAGCACAAGCUUAAGCUAUGAUGAUUUUUGUAUACAUCUAAAUUUGGAUUUACCUAAAGGCUUCAAGGUGCCGUGUUUUGAACUAUUUAAUGGGACAGACAAUCCUGAAGCGCAUCUACGGGCCAACUACGUUCAAGUGGUCGGCGUCCGAGACAACCAAGCGCUCAUUAUGAGGCUGUUCAGUCGAAGUUUCACCGGAGAAGCCUCAAAAUGGUUCAUAGUGCUAGACAUUAGCCAUUGCAUUACAUUGGAAGACAUGGUUGUGACUUUCAUAGAAAGAUUUUGCUUUAACAUGGAAACAGUACCGAACAGGUACUAUUUGGAAAAAGUAAAACAAAAGUCCACCAAAAAAUUUUGUGAGUGUGCGAGUAGGUGGAGAACAGAGGCUGCCCGGGUACAACCCCCUAUGGACGAAGAGGAACUUGUAUCGGUUUUCAUCCGUUCACAAGAAAAAGAUUUUUAUGAUAGAAUGCUCUCAAUGGAAGGAAGACCUUUCUUUGAAUUGGUCAAAAUUGGCGAGGCCAUAGAAGACAGUCUCAAUACUGGCCGAAUCAUAAGUAUGAUCGAAAAAUCCGCUUGUUCAAGCUCAACCGGGUUCAUACGCGAGAAGAAGAAAGACGUGACUAGCAUAUCUCACAUUCCUAGCCCCAAAACCAAAAGGAGGGAAGAUUUCUCAAUGGGAGUAUAUGUUUCACCUCCCUCAAAUACCUACAUUCCCACUUCGUACAAUAUGGUGCCCGUAUGUUACAGGCGAAUGACCUUCCAAUCAUCACCCUCAAAUUACCGAGCUCCACAAAAUGCCUUCCAGUCACCUCCCCCGAACUACCAUGCUCCACAGCCAAAUUAUCAAACUUCCCUACCUGUUUACCGCACUCUACAAAAUAACCAACCCAAUACCUACAAAAAUCAACCACUACCAAAUGCUUGUAAUGCGCCACGUCAGAACUUUGAAAAGAAGCCAGCUAGGGACCUGAUUCACCGGAAAGAGAUUGUGCUCCAAACAACCCCUACGAAUGUGAACACCAAUCCUUUGCCAAACCGUAGCAACAACGUAAUUCACAUGAUUGAGAGGGAAGAAGACUGGGUCACAGGAAGACCCAUAAUCUGUGAUUCUGUGAAUGAACUUGAGCGCACAGUAGCAUCUUUGUCUUUGCAAGAACGCGCGCAAUUCAAAGUAUUAGUCCCUGCGCCAAUGGCAGCGCAUGUAGCUCUAGUGACUCCGGCGCCGCCUUGCAAGGAGUUCGUAGUCCAAGUCGCUACCGCACACGAAAUUACAAGAUCAUGGAGAUGCUACACUACCAAAGACCUGGCCUAA
Messenger RNA from Lycium barbarum (goji berry), 1356 nucleotides. RefSeq lists its product as uncharacterized. The record is from RefSeq and is a predicted model, not a curated record. The transcript is spliced from 2 exons. Bases 1 to 1356 code for a protein of 451 amino acids. NCBI's taxonomy places the organism in Eukaryota, Viridiplantae, Streptophyta, Magnoliopsida, Solanales, Solanaceae.